AGGUUGGAUUCCUUCAAAAUGAUUCGUGUGAUUGGCAAAGGAUCAUUUGGCAAAGUUUUCCUUGUUAACGAAAAGAAAACAAACCAUAUCUAUGCGCUCAAGGUGCUUCGGAAAGACAAUAUAAUAAGGCGAAAUCAGGUCGAGCACACGAAGACCGAACGUAGUGUUUUGGGCUAUGUUCGUCACCCAUUCAUUGUUGGUAUGAACAUGGCCUUCCAGUCGAAGGACAAAUUGUAUUUUGUUUUGGACUUCUGCGCAGGAGGGGAGCUAUUCUUUCACCUUGGCAAGCUUGGCAAAUUUCCAGAACCUCGUGCGCGGUUUUACGCAGCAGAAAUAUUGACAGCGCUGAACUAUGUGCAUUCUCUGGAUAUAGUUUACCGCGAUUUGAAGCCCGAAAACGUCCUCCUUACUGCCCAGGGUCACAUUCGACUGACAGACUUUGGUUUGUCCAAAGAAGGAAUCAGUAAUAGUUCUUCUGGAGCGCACAGUUUCUGCGGAACACCAGAAUAUCUCGCUCCAGAAAUUUUGAGUCGCCAAGGCCAUGGUCGAGCUGUAGAUUGGUGGAGUCUAGGUGCGUUGCUAUACGAAAUGCUUACAGGUCUUCCACCGUUUUAUUGUCAAGAUCGCGACAAAUUAUUCCAUAAAAUUCAGAGCAGCGAUCUUCUUUAUCCAGCAAGCGUAUCCUGUUACGCGAAACGCGUUUUACAAGGACUUCUAACAAAGGAUCCGGAGAAACGGCUUGGAAGUGGCAAAACUGAUGCCACGGAAAUUAAGUGCCACAUCUUUUUUGAAGAAAUUGACUGGGACAAACUUGCACGCGGCGAGAUUUUGCCGCCCUGGAGACCAGAAAUAUCGGGCAACCUCGAUACUAGCCAGUUUGACAAGGAAUUCACGAAUAUGCCAGUUUUCAGUCCCCCAAGUAUGCAGCGCAAUCACGUUUUUGGUGCUACACCAAGCGACUCCCACUUUGAAGGAUUUACGUAUACAGAUCGAGGAGUGCUGCGUGGAUAUGAAGCAAAGGCCGGACGUUAG
Phaeodactylum tricornutum CCAP 1055/1 is the source of this 1032-nucleotide messenger RNA. RefSeq lists its product with no specific name. Gene Ontology annotation, molecular function: protein serine/threonine kinase activity; ATP binding. The record is from RefSeq and is a predicted model, not a curated record. The annotation marks the transcript as partial. The transcript has 2 exons. NCBI's taxonomy places the organism in Eukaryota, Bacillariophyta, Bacillariophyceae, Surirellales, Neidiaceae. Gene Ontology annotation, biological process: protein phosphorylation.